AAGGCUGUGUACAAGUGUUUGCUCAUUUGCCACAAACAUUUUUGACAGGUUUUUGAUGCCGACUUUGGAUUGCAUGUCGAUGUGACCGAUGACUUUAUCAUUGAGGACAAGUCGAAGUUGGAGAUAAAAGAAGGGAGCCAGUAUCGGCGCAGCAGUUAUGUGGCCCUUCCUCUGGACAGAGGUGGGGUGCACUCUUCGCUGCUGUAUGACAAGGAGGAUCUUUGGGAUCAAUGACAGGGUACCCAGGAAAACUUUAUGAAGAAGCAGCCAGGGAGCUCAUCACAAAGUUCCCCUGUCUGGCUGACUCAACAGGAACUGGAUAUGACUCCUGGCGGGUGCAGCUCCGCUUUAAAGCUAAAUAUCAGAGGAGGAAGUUGAAGACACAAGAUGAGGCCGCUGGUUCCCUGCCUGUCAAAAGAACCAGGCACACUGAGGAAGUUGCACAGAAGCGAAUCUCCCGGCCAUCUCUUGCUCAUGACAUGGGCGAUGCUGAGGAUGACAUCAGCUUACUCAUGCAUGUGGAGUCCAUGCAGAAAGAGGCAAGGAAAGCCUCUCCAGACACCAUUUACCUCCUAGAUGCUAUGAUGCGCACAUUUGCUGAGAGGAGGAAGUGA
Messenger RNA from Dermacentor andersoni, 614 nucleotides. NCBI's taxonomy places the organism in Eukaryota, Metazoa, Arthropoda, Arachnida, Ixodida, Ixodidae. The record is from RefSeq and is a predicted model, not a curated record.